AUCCCAUCUCACGGCUAGCUAGCACAAGCAUAGUGCAGGGGCUUGCCACCUAAGUAAGGCCCGCCUGAGAGCCAUGGCAUCCAAGGCCGUCCUCUUCUUGGCUCUCAACCUCCUGUUCUUCACGGUGGCCAACGCCUGCGGCAACUGCCCGACCCCAACGCCCCCGGUCGAGCCACCGCCGCCGCCUCCUGCUGCUACCCCACCCCCUUCGUCCAGCGGCAAGUGCCCGCUGAACGCGCUCAAGUUCGGCGUGUGCGCCGAUGUGCUCGGCCUCGUCAAAGGCGAGGCUGGCAAGGUGCCUGCCGAGCCAUGCUGUACCCUCAUCAAAGGCCUUGCGGACUUCGAGGCCGCCGUCUGCCUCUGCACGGCCAUCAAGGCCAACGUGCUCGGCGUCGUCAUCGAUGUCCCCAUCAAGCUCAGCGCCCUCGUCAACUACUGUGGCAAGUGCGUGCCCAAGGGCUACUUGUGCGCGUAAGCAGCUUCCGGCGGUCACACGCUCGUAGCUGUUCACGUACGAGAUUACAUAUGCACGCACCCUGCAUGGCACGAAUGCAUGCAUUGUGUCUGCUGAUAUAUCUCUCCUGUCUCAGUUGCAUUGUGCACCUUUCGGUUCUACAAAACCUAGAACCAUUCCAGCCAAAUACUUGUCAGUUCAAUUCGCAUGUAUUGUCUCUUGUUGAAUUCCCAUUUUUUUUUGUAUUUGGUCAUUUCCUCGUAAGAGUCCGACACCUUCUCCAAGGAAAAAGGGCAGUGUUGAGAGUCAUUGUUGUGUAUGUAAAACCAAACACUUGAGCUUGUAGUACCUUAUUCGAUUUCUUAUUUAUUCCUGUCUUUCGGAGUGAG
Molecule: messenger RNA, 843 nt
Organism: Zea mays
Lineage: Eukaryota; Viridiplantae; Streptophyta; Magnoliopsida; Poales; Poaceae
Product: GR1a protein
Exons: 1
Coding region: 74-475 (133 amino acids)
Source: RefSeq, marked validated